UUUUCAGUGGGAUCCAGUAGCUUUUGGCGAAGUCCUCCGGGGAGGGCAGAACCCAGUCUGCGGGAGAGGCACAGACUUUGGCACAUUUCUCCUGUGCAUGCGGCGACUCGAGCGGGGCUGGUGGGGCCCUGCGGCUGCCCUGUGGCUCUGAUCGGGCUCGGCUGCUGGGCUCUGCCGCGAUUUUAGGAGUGACACGAAGAGUUUCCGGGAGGAGUUGUGGCCCCGUACGUGCCCUGCUAUGCACCCAGCCUUCCAGCAGUCGGUGCGCGGCCCACCCUUCCCGUUCGUGUGAUCGCGGCGGCCCCGCAGCCUCUCCGCCCGAGCUGCCAGCCCUGCCGCGGCCGCGCGCCCCGGAUGAGCCCUGGCCAGCGGCUCACAGUCCGUAAACAAUUUUCAGGGAUCGUGGAAACCAGAGCAGUGGGUAAAGCAAGCGAGUGGGGCGCUGGAGUUGUACAGCCCCCUCGCAUGGGCUUGCUCUCGUGCAUCGGAGGAGGAGGGUAGAGUGCCCGAGAGUGGCGCGUCUGCAGAAACAGCACAUGCAGAGAUUUCACCGGAGCCUGGAGGGAAAGCCUCACAUGUCUGAGCCGACCCAGAGUUUCAGCCAAAUCAGCCAAGCUUCCAAACCCUAAGUCAUGGAGGUGAAUCAGGAGACGUCGCUCUUCCUGGUGAAGAUCUUAGAGGAGCUGGACAGCAAGCAGAACACUGUAUCCUACCAGGACCUGUGCAGGUCUCUGUGUGCCCGCUUUGAUCUGUCCCAGCUCACCAAACUGAGAAGCGUGCUUUACUACACGGCUUGUCUCGAUCCCAACUUCCCAGCCACGUUAUUCAAAGACAAGAUGAAAUCCGCUGUGAAUAACCAGCAGUCAAAGAAGAUCAUGGUGGCAGCAGAUAUCGUGACAAUAUUCAACCUGAUCCAGAUGAGUGGGGGCGCCGCCACGGAGAAGCUGCCCACGGGCCGCCCCAAGGUGCGCAAGAAGGGGGCUUCCUUUGAAUCGUGCAGGUCGGACACGGAGGUCUGUGGUAUGGCCGAGUGUGAGCCUCUGACCUGUGAAGUGAGCGAGAGGCCCUUCAGCCGAGGGUACCCCACGCGGCAGUCAGCCAAGUGCCGGAAAAGGGCCUGCGAGGACUGUCCGCAGUUUGUCCCUGCCUCUGAGCCCAGCUUCCUGCUGGGGGUCAGCAAGGAGGGGAAGAGCAGGGCUGCCUCCCUCGACAGACUGCAGGCCCUGGCACCGUACUCGGUGGCCAGUCCACAGCCCUGUGAGAUGCAGAGGACGUACUUCCCCAUGAACCUGGAGAGCGAGUCUGUGUCAGGUCAGGAGCCCCUACCCAUCAGCCAGGGCUGCAAGGAGGCCUUCAGUGCCCCCGAGGAGCCCUUCGUGGUCCCGUCCUGUGUGCAGAAAAGGAACAUCUUCAAGGAGGACUUUCACAACCUCAUGCCAGUGUCUCCCAGCUUGGUUGGCCCAGGCAACAAGGCAGAGGGUGAGUGCAGGGAGCCCCAGGGCCGGAAGGAGCCCCAUAAGCCGCCCUUCUUCAAUCACAGCUUCGAGAUGCCCUACCACAGCCAGUACCUGAACCCCAUGUAUUCCCCUGUGCCUGACAAGCGGCGGGCAAAGCAUGAGAGCUUGGACGAUCUCCAAGCCUCUACUUACUUUGGACCCACUCCAGUGAUGGGGACCCAGGACCCCAGGCACUGUCUGGGGAGGCCCAGCAAGCAGACUCCCUGGCCAGUCAAGAGCUGGAGCCUCAACACCGAAGAGGUCCCAGACUUUGAGCGGUCCUUUUUCAACAGAAAUCCCUCCGAGGAGAAGCUACACUACCCGAAUCCCAGCAGCCAGACCCCCAAUUUCUCAGCCCCAGACAGGCACCCAGCUUACUUGGUGCCAGAGGAUCCACAGCAAAUUCUACCUGUUGGCUAUGCAACCAAGCCAGAUGGGCUCAAACCCAAGGAGCUCUCGUCCCCCAUGGACCUGGAGAAGCGCGGGCCGCCGAAGAAGUUCAAGGACAAGGGCAUCGCCUGUGACAGCCGGCAGGUCAGCUCUGACACCAGCAGCGUGGGCACCCAGACGGAGCAGCACACGCUGGAGCCCAAGAAAUGCAAAGAGUUGUGUGCGGCGGCCCAGGGCAAGUAUGGAGACAGACACUCCGGGAAGCACUCGGACGAUGACUCGGAGGUCGUCAGUGAUGACAUCAGUGACAUCUUCCGAUUUCUCGACGACAUGAGCGUCAGCGGCUCCACCGGGCUCAUACAGUCAUCCUGCUACAACAGCACUGGGUCCCUGUCUCAGCUGCACAAGUCGGACUGUGACAGCUCUCCAGAGCACAACCUCGCCAGACUCACCAGCAGGGGCCCUAACAGCAAGGCAGACAAGGGCAGCCGGCCUGAAAACCUGCACCGCUCAGAGGAGGAGCUGAAGACCAGUGUGUGCAAGCUGGUGCUCAGGAUCGGGGAGAUCGAGCGGAAGCUUGAGUCGCUGUCAGGCGUCCGAGAGGAGAUCUCCCAGGUCCUGGGCAAGCUGAACAAGUUGGAUCAGAAGAUGCAGCAACCAGAGCAGGUGCACAUGCAGAUGGAUCUGAACUCUCUGACCAGUGAGGCCCCGUCCGACGACAGCGCCUCCCCCAGGGGGUUCCGCGCCCAUGACAGCACCCACACUCCCCGGCUGGAGCCCGGUGCAGAGUGGUGCUGCUCAGACGCCAGUGGCAGCAACACAGAGAGCCUGCGAGUGAAGGCCUUGAAGAAAAGCCUGUUCGCCCGGCCGUCGUCCAGGUCCCUGACUGAGGAGAACAGUGCCACUGAGUCCAAAAUCGCCAGCAUCUCCAACUCCCCCCGGGACUGGCGCACGAUCACCUACAGCAGCCGCGUGGGCCCCAGCGAGGAGGAGGUGAAGGACGCCGGCCCAGGAGACACCAAGGACUGGCACCGGAAAUCCAAAGAGGCGGACGGGCAGCACGACGCCCCCCCGCAGCACCGCCUGCCUAAGCAGCCCAGGCACGGCUUCCUUGUGGAGCAGGUGUUCAGCCCCCACCCCUACCCCGCGUCCCUCAAGGCCCACAUGAAGAGCAACCCCCUGUACACGGACAUGCGGCUGACGGAGCUGGCAGAGGUGCGGCGGGCACAGCCCUCCUGGACGGUGGAGGAGUACGCGCGCAAUGCCGGCGACAAGAGCAAGCUGGCGGCCCUGGACCUGCAGACACAAGAAUCUUUAAAUCCAAACAACUUAGAGUAUUGGAUGGAAGACAUUUAUACUCCAGGCUACGAUUCACUACUGAAACGGAAAGAAGCUGAAUUCAGACGAGCCAAGGUCUGCAAGAUAGCUGCUCUGAUUGCCGCUGCUACGUGCACCGUUAUCCUGGUCAUUGUUGUGCCCAUCUGCACCAUGAAGUCGUGAGCCCGUGGACUGGCGCUGUGUGCAGCUUAUGGCAUCUGGUGUCUUCCUCUGUGUUCUAAAAGCCUGCAGCAGUGUGACCGCAGUUUAUGAAAGCAAAGAUGAAGUCAGUGGAAGCUUUCUGCAAAUGUGGAAGGUGGUCUUCAGAGUGUGUAUACUCUAGCCAGACAUCUGCCUACCUAUUAACUUUGAUGUAAUACACUCUUGAUGCAUUUUUAGAAGUGCAAUAUCUUUUCCUACCAAAAGAAUGUAAUGGACUAUCAGUAAAUCCAAAUUGAAUAUUUUAAGCAAAAAAGGGAAGAUUAAUUGGGUUCUUCCCAUUUGGUGAUGUUUAAGGUGGGUAUAAGUUACAUGGAGGGUAUUUAAUACAUGUCUCCUUGGGUAACCCAGGAGACAGGGAGAGAAGAAACCAAGGGGUGGGCUGUUUGCCUCCUCUCUGCAGCCAUUGCUGGUGAAGAGCAGGAUGUGUCCUGCCAGGACCUGACUUCUCCCCAACUUCUCUCAAGGGGUUCUUGCCCUUCUCUCAGCACCACAGCAGCAUCCGCCUCACUACAGAUCUUCAUGGCGCAGGCUUUACCAUCCUCCUCGUGCCGGGGGUGGAAGGAGCGGGCUUGCAAGCCAAAUAUGGCCCAAAGUGUGCUCUUUCUGUGGAACAGGCCAAGUACCUGGGCCUGGAGACCUUCUGGUCCCCAGCCCAUGAUGUGCAGCAGCUGCUGGCUGCUGGUGGGAUCUGGGAAGCAUCUCAGAAGUCAGAGCUGCCCCCAGGGGCUCCUUCUCAUUUUGGCGUGUGGCCCCAUGCCUUGACUGUCUCUCCCAGUGGUACCAGAUGCUCUACUCUGAGGAGUUUGGAACUUGUCCUUGUGCCUUGAAGAGCAGAGACAAUGGCAGAAUGUCAACAUUACAACCAUGGUUUUCAUGGCUUUCCCAAUUGCUUUAAGAAGAUGUUGAAAGCUUGUUCAACAAUCUGAUGCUGGCACUGAGGUCUUCUCAACUACCCAACACUACUCAACAGUUUGAACACUUGUCAGCAGUGCAAAAAAUAGCAUCUAUUUAACCAUUUAUCUAGCUACAGUCUGUCUGGGUCCCUAAUUCUCAUCUAUGUCUUCUCUGUUGAGUAAUGGGAGAACAAGUUUUCCCAAUGUACAGGAAGCUGCUGUAAUUUCGUCAGAGGGUGAUCUGGCUUCCACCUGCAGCAUGGUGCUCAGAUAAUAAGGGGACAGAACAAACCCUGGCCAACACCUGCAUCUCGUGUCUCGUUACAUGUUAAAGAAAAGAUGAUGGAAACUAGCAACCUUAAAUUCUUUUGAUAACAAAGUAGGAUAUCCGUUAAUUUUGACAGGAUAGUCUUUCUAAAUGGAAUGAUAAAUUCCUGCAGGUCAGAUUUGGAAAACAUCUCAGUUUUUAAAGCAGUAGGAGUCCAGCAUUCAUCCUAAACAUUCCCAAACAAUGCUUAGCUUGCUGCGUCUAAUCCACUGUCCACUACUAAGGGGCAGUCAGCGCAGUUUUUGAUGUUAACAAAGGAUGGAUGAUGUCAUUUGCAGGAACCCUUAUUUAAGAGGUCUUCAUGUUACCUAUUUCUACUUUCACGUUUGUGUGUAGAUUUUCAAUUAGGUAACUGAAGCUUAAGCCUUAGUGUGGAGGAUUUAUAACUGAAAAUGAAAAAAGUUGUCUAGAUAUUAUUGUCUGUUGUCAGAGUUUUAGUCUUCUGGUGCCCCAUUUUUGACUGGGCACAUUAAAUAAUGUUGUUUCUUUCACUCCAAAGGAGGUACUAAUUGACACCCUUGAGAGUUGCUGUCCUUCUCAGCCAGUGAGACACAACACCACAUUCUAAUCCUGCCACCUUGCUCUUUGUCAAGAUUAAUCUGUCAGAACACAGAGAUAGUAGUUCCCAACCUCUUGGUCUGUGGUUUGCAGAGCAGUAAAGAUGUGCUCACCAGUAUAAGGAAAAUCUUAUCACAUCGCAACCUGACUCCUCCAUCUAGCAGGUGGGAUGUUGGGGGCUGGACCCACCUACUUUGUCACUGCCCAUGGGUGAAGCUGCUCCUGCAGGGUCCUGUCUGGGACAUGUGCCUAGUUACCUCUGAGGAGAAACCCCACCUCCAGCAUGGAAGUGGGAGGGAGCUGUAGAAUUUUCCUCUGCCCUUUUCAUGUCUUGGGCGGUGGCCAGAGGAAGUCAGUCUUGCUCUAAGGGUAGUAUAACUAUAAAAAUACAGCUCACCAUUCUUGCUACCUAAUGGAAACAUCCAGACCUGGUAAUGCCCUGGGACAGUAGGUAACAAGGCCAAAAGGGAGAUGGGCACCAUGUCUGGUGUUGAAGGAUGGACCUUUGCCAUUCUCAGGGCUCAUGGAUGCUUGGGGUCUGGGGAUCUGUAAAGAUGACAUUCAAAGUUGGGCCCUUUGUCCCUUGACCCAAGCCUGCCCCACCCCGCUUCCUCUGGGCUCCACACUCUCCCAGCUCCUCCCAUCCCUCACUUUGCACAGUGCAGUAAGAUGGAGUCUGGCCAGAAAGGAAGCAGCUGUCCACUCCUCUAACAUUUCUUUCCCUCAUCUAGGCUUCAGUGACAAGGGCUGUCCUGCCUGCUCUACUGGGGCUGUCUUCCGCCACGCUCUGUGGCACUGUUAUGUAAAGUACAAUUUCUUCUACCCAAGUCUUAUACUCUACACAAUCAAAAUUCCUGUCAUUUUUCUUGAAUUUAAAAAAAAUAAACAAUCAGGUGGUAUUAUUGAGUGAGAUUAGUUUGAAAUCAAAUGUCCUUAGCCAAUGAUUAAAUUCAGAAUUAUUUUAUCCUCUUUGCUAACCUGAUUUUGUUUUGAAGACAGCCUUGCAGAAAAGCCAAAAAGAAAGAAAGAAAAUUUCCCAGCUCACAGAUAUCGGACAUUUUAUACCAAUAUUCCCUUGUUUAACCUGGAAAUGCGAUGAAGCUAGUCAUACUCAUAUCACCCAUUCCUCACUGACCAUAAGUACUUUAGGGCAUGCAGCUCAGUGACUGAUAUCUGCAAGGUUAGUUUAGUCCGUGUGUUAAAUCAUUAUCCUAGAUGUCCGUGCCAUAGCCUGAUACCUUUACUGGAAUCCAGGCAGGGUGUUUUUUUGUUGACAGUGACACUUCAUUGUUUGUUUUUAAACAAAAAACCCUCGGCCAUCAGUAAAAGAUUCUAUUAAGUGGUAUAAAAAUUUGUGAAUGUUGAAAUUCAAUGUGCUUCAUAUUAUAACCAACCUGCAAGAAUAUUGUGAUCAGUUGUGUGAAUACCAAAUCAAUAUAUACUGUAUAUUGUACCACAGAAAUUUAUAUUUAAAGGCAGAGAUACAAGUGAUUGUUGGCAUACCUGGGUAACAGUGUAUUACCUAUUUAUUCAGUAACAAUGAGAAAGACAACAAACUUCCUUAUUUAUGCCUUAUGAACAAGAGAGUGUGAAAUACAAGGUGAAGUUUUAUGAGCAAGACCCUACGGGAUGGGCACCCUCGAAGGCAGGGACCUUGUCUUUUCUGCAUUUGUUCUGUACAGUCCUCAGCACACUCUUGGUGCUUGAUAAACGUUAUAUACUACCAAUAACUAAGCACAUUUUUAGAUCUUUUUUCAAAUGGCUUAUGUAAAAUUUGGUUAAUGUACAGUGGUUGGUUUGAAGCUAUCAUGUAAAAUCUGCCUCUCCAAAUAUAAUCAAAAAUAAACUGGAAACUAUAAAA
Messenger RNA from Chinchilla lanigera (long-tailed chinchilla), 7065 nucleotides. It is a transcript of the gene Minar1, whose product is annotated as KIAA1024 ortholog. Gene Ontology annotation, biological process: negative regulation of TOR signaling; negative regulation of cell population proliferation. Gene Ontology annotation, cellular component: plasma membrane. The transcript is spliced from 4 exons. The record is from RefSeq and is a predicted model, not a curated record. The coding region runs from base 633 to 3386 and encodes 917 amino acids. NCBI's taxonomy places the organism in Eukaryota, Metazoa, Chordata, Mammalia, Rodentia, Chinchillidae.